UCCUUAGAUACACGGGUUGUUUAAAUAACCGCCUAACAUACAUACACGGUAUUUUUUUAAACUUGGUUUUAUAAAAUUAUAACGAAAAUUAUAUAAAAUGAGAGAAAUUGUACAUAUUCAAGCAGGACAAUGCGGAAACCAAAUAGGAGCAAAGUUUUGGGAGGUAAUUUCGGAUGAGCAUGGUAUAGAUCCGACAGGAACAUACCAUGGAGACUCCGAUUUACAACUGGAAAGAAUUAAUGUUUAUUAUAAUGAAGCCACAGGAGGGAAAUACGUUCCUAGAGCUGUACUCGUAGAUCUCGAACCUGGAACGAUGGACUCCGUUAGGUCAGGACCUUUUGGACAAAUAUUUAGGCCAGACAAUUUUGUGUUUGGUCAGAGUGGAGCCGGUAACAAUUGGGCCAAAGGACAUUAUACAGAAGGAGCAGAAUUACUAGAUUCUGUUCUAGACGUUGUUCGCAAAGAAGCGGAAGGAUGCGAUUGUAUGCAAGGAUUUCAGCUGACACACUCGUUAGGAGGAGGGACUGGAUCCGGAUUGGGUACGUUAUUAAUUUCAAAAAUACGAGAGGAGUAUCCAGACAGGAUAAUGAACACGUUUUCGGUCGUACCCUCGCCCAAAGUGUCCGACACUGUUGUCGAACCGUAUAAUGCCACUUUGUCUGUACAUCAACUGGUAGAAAAUACGGAUGAAACGUAUUGUAUUGAUAACGAGGCUUUAUAUGAUAUUUGCUUUCGUACUUUGAAACUAACAACACCCACAUAUGGUGACCUGAAUCACCUGGUUUCUGCAACUAUGUCUGGGGUAACCACCUGUCUCCGAUUUCCCGGUCAAUUGAAUUCAGAUUUGCGCAAAUUAGCAGUCAAUAUGGUUCCAUUUCCUCGAUUACAUUUCUUUAUGCCUGGAUUUGCACCACUUACUUCCCGAGGAAGCCAACAAUACAGAGCCUUAACGGUUCCCGAGCUCGUCUUGCAAAUGUUUGACGCAAAAAAUAUGAUGGCAGCUUGCGAUCCUAGACAUGGAAGAUACUUAACUGUCGCGGCUAUAUUCAGAGGCAGAAUGUCGAUGAAGGAAGUUGAUGAACAAAUGCUCAACAUCCAAAGUAAAAACAGUAGCUAUUUCGUAGAGUGGAUUCCAAAUAAUGUUAAGACUGCCGUGUGUGAUAUUCCUCCGAGAGGUCUGAAAAUGUCGUCGACUUUCAUAGGAAAUUCAACAUGCAUUCAAGAACUUUUCAAAAGGAUUAGCGAACAGUUUACAGCAAUGUUUCGUAGAAAAGCGUUUUUGCAUUGGUACACAGGAGAAGGAAUGGAUGAAAUGGAAUUUACUGAAGCAGAAUCCAACAUGAACGACUUGGUAUCGGAAUAUCAACAAUACCAAGACGCGACGGCUGAAGAGGAAGGCGAAUUUGAAGAAGAGGAGGAAGCUGACCAGGAAGGAGACUAGAUGAAAAGUUAUAGUUCUGAAUUUGUAAUCUAAAAUUUUCUAGUGCAUAAAAUAGUUUCAUUUGUCUUACUUGCUGUUCUCAAUUAUACUUUCAGUACAAAA
Messenger RNA from Agrilus planipennis (emerald ash borer), 1543 nucleotides. Its product is annotated as tubulin beta chain. Gene Ontology annotation, cellular component: microtubule; cytoplasm. Gene Ontology annotation, biological process: microtubule cytoskeleton organization; mitotic cell cycle. Lineage: Eukaryota; Metazoa; Arthropoda; Insecta; Coleoptera; Buprestidae. Bases 98 to 1441 code for a protein of 447 amino acids. The transcript is spliced from 2 exons. The record is from RefSeq and is a predicted model, not a curated record. Gene Ontology annotation, molecular function: GTP binding; GTPase activity; structural constituent of cytoskeleton.